This is a messenger RNA of Penicillium vulpinum, 1557 nucleotides long. RefSeq lists its product as uncharacterized. Lineage: Eukaryota; Fungi; Ascomycota; Eurotiomycetes; Eurotiales; Aspergillaceae. The coding region runs from base 1 to 1557 and encodes 518 amino acids. The record is from RefSeq and is a predicted model, not a curated record. The transcript is spliced from 2 exons.
AUGCGAAAUAUCAUCUGCACCUCCCGCGGCAUAGCCAUUUUCUUGCGUCGCAAAAGAGGUGCUUCCCGCAUUUCCAUCGCGUGUUUCCAAAGCACGCGAUAUUCGACUGUUGUAUCCGAUUGCACAGAUGAGACAAUUUCUCUUCCUGUUGGAAACAAUGGGGCCAUAUCUCUCCGAAUUACGCGACCGAGCGCGUUGAGCCAGUCUCACCAGGGGCUGUCUCCAGAACGCCCAGAUGUAAUCAUCUACCUUCCGCCUGGGCCUUUAUUGCAGGGAAAUGGCACGGACACACUUCAAAAACAUGGAAAUUCUGAAGUUGAUUACCAAAGGACUGGGGACAUAAACACCUUAGCCCCUACAGCAGGUUCACCCCAGCAUGUCCUGGCAUCUACUACAUCUGCAUUGGUAGUCACAGUCAACUACCGCCUCGGGGAGAUACCAACACAUAUCUCCCCAUCUUCAGAUAAGAGCUCCGUCUCCCAGGAGCCAAUUGAAGCCCCAGAUCAAACCCUAACAUCAAGCAACCCCCAAUCCAACUCCUACAAAUAUCCAACCCCAGUCCACGACACCCUGGCCGGAUUCGACUGGAUCCGAACUAACCUCCGACCAUCCCGACUAACCAUCUUUGGCACACACGUCGGAGGCUCUCUAGCUCUCAUGCUAGCUCUAACAGAAGCGCGAUGCAUCCAAGCCGUCGCCGCCGUCGACCCCAUUUGCGACUGGCCCGGUUUGGACGAGUACUGCACCCGCGAGAGCACCAUCACAAGACCCAAAACUAGAACAGGAGAUAAUACCACUCCAAACCCAACACCAUCAAAACAAAAGCGCCAAUCAAGAAAAAGGACCCCAGCACCGCCAGACCUAGUCCCCCUCCUCCAAGCGCGGUCAAACUUCUUCUCAACGCCAGAGCGCUGCUUCGACUCCUUCGCUUCGCCAAUCCUCUUCCUCCGCUCCGCAGGUCGGGACGUGCCGCGCAAAUUCCCGCAGUAUCUUACAGGGCCGGAGUAUCCCGUUCCCGUACUGAAGGAGACGCGGAGCACGACAGCAGAGCAAUAUGCUGCGUCCCACGGGUCGAUCUGGGAUCGAGAUGUGUAUCGCGACAUGGAUUCUGAUGACGUCGAUGAUGCUAGUGCUACUGUUAAUCGGCGUCGGAAGGCGCUUUCGCGCUGGCCGCCGUAUGGUCUGGAUUAUGGGCUUAGUGGGGAUACGUGGUCUGGGCCUGAUGAUGGGAUUGGGCGACUGGAAACGGCUUUGCCUUGGGUGCGGGUUUUCUCGAGAGAGGAUGGUACUGGUUUGACUUCUGAUUCUCUCGCUUCGCCUGCUACCGAGUUGAAAAAGAAGACUCGAGAGGGGGGUCAAGGGUCUACGGUUCUUGCUAAGCAGGCUGAUGAGAUGGUCUCUGCUAUGCGGCGGGCUUGCUUCUGGGGUCGCGAUAAGGGUGUUGGGGAGCGGAGGGUGACUUUAUCUCAGGUUCAGGGUUCUGAUAAUAAUCCGGCAGAGGAAGCGGGCGAUUGGUUCAAGGGUGUAUUUCAAAGAAAAUUGGAGGAUAUAGAUUAA